Gregarina niphandrodes is the source of this 672-nucleotide messenger RNA. RefSeq names its product putative endonuclease-reverse transcriptase HmRTE-e01. Bases 1 to 672 code for a protein of 223 amino acids. NCBI's taxonomy places the organism in Eukaryota, Apicomplexa, Conoidasida, Eugregarinorida, Gregarinidae. The record is from RefSeq and is a predicted model, not a curated record. The transcript is spliced from 2 exons.
AUGAGCACGACACCGGCGCUCAAUUGGGACGACUAUGUGGCAAGAUGCAGAACUGCCAUGGAGAAAGCUAUGGAGGCGCAGAUGAGAACCGAAGAUCUGUCUCAGGUCACCUUCGAUGGAUGGCUGACGUCGAUCAAUGAGAAACUUGCUGAAGCCAACCGAGGUCACAAACUCACGUGUGAAAAAUUUCAAACCCUGAACGACUUGGAGGCGCCCCCGCGCCGAAAGGAGCUUCUUGUCAUAUGUGACACCAGAGGAAACAGACUGAUGGGCAAAAAAGCGAAAGAGCAGAUCUCGUUCCAUAUCCAACGCCAGCUCAACACAAUCAACUUCUGGGAAUUUAAUCCGAAGCUGUCCCCGUAUCCGCCACCACCCGAACGCACGCAAUCUGAGAUAACGAGAGUAGAAGUGAGGCAGGCAAUCAUGAGGCUGAAGAAUAACAAAGCGGUCGGCUCUGAUGGAAUCCCGGCAGAAGCCUUGAAGGCUGAUCUUGAUCAGGCCUCCAAACUGUUAGAGUAUGAAUAUGAGAGACUGUGGAAGGGACAUCCGAUGCCCCAUGAUUGGUUGCACACUGAAAUAUUGCCGAUCUAUAAACGAAAAGGUCAUGGCAGACAGAAUCUCGGACAGGCCAAAGCGGCUUCCGAAGAGGGAGAUCAACCAUACACAAUGUAA